AUAUAACAGUUUGUUCAAUUUUGAUUCAACCGUAGACUUGACGUCAGAGAAUCUAAAAAACAUGUUCGCCAACCUCAUGAUAGCCCCAUAUUUUAAUGUUGAUAACCAGAUGGUACCUAUAGAUGAACUAAAGUAUCCGUCUGAGUUAAGUGUCUGUUCUAACGAGCAUGAUACUGGUCCAUAUUAUUUGACUGCUGAUGCAAGUUUGUAUCUCCGUGUUGUGAGAAGAGUAAGAAUGUGUGACCCUAAGCCUCCAAUAGCGGAGGGGAAAUCAAGCAAUGGAUAUGCAAAGAGCAGAACCAAGUUCAUGGUUGCCGAUGACCUGUCUGUGAAACCCUUUUCAUCUCACCAUGUUCUAUCAUCCUUAUUAACUGAAUUGAAGGUGCCUCACCAUGACUUGGAAGAAAGAACAAUCCGCAUUGGGGUACAAGAGGUUCUGAGCAUCCUUAAAGCUUCCAUGGUUUCAACAUCAGCUUUGACAAUGGGCCUGAAGGAAUUUUUAUCAAAUAAUAUUAAAGAAGAGGGCGAAACGAAGACGCAAAGCAGAAACAUAACUAUUGGCUAGUGCUUCAAUUUCUUGAUUCUCUUUCGUACUUCUGCCUUGUCGUUUUGUUUUGAAGAAGUGUGAUGGCUUAUGGUAGAAUAAAUAAUUAUAUAAUGGUGGUUUGGUGCUCAA
Neltuma alba is the source of this 676-nucleotide messenger RNA. RefSeq lists its product as uncharacterized. NCBI's taxonomy places the organism in Eukaryota, Viridiplantae, Streptophyta, Magnoliopsida, Fabales, Fabaceae. The record is from RefSeq and is a predicted model, not a curated record. The coding region runs from base 62 to 565 and encodes 167 amino acids. The transcript has 2 exons.